AUGGGCGUGCAAGGCUUUGUUCCAAAAAGCCCCGAGACCGUCGUUCACAAUGUUGCACCCGUCGUUCAACGCCCUGUUCUGCAGAAUCUGCAGAGCGCGGACACUUCAAUGGUGGCAGUUCAGCAUGGGGGAGCUCGCCGUAGUGUGGCCUUGGUUGUGGGAGGAGGGCUUAGCCUGAGCGCGUUUACCUUCACCUGGCUUGGGCGGCGGAGCAGGCGACAGCCCCGACCUCUGCAGAGGCAGGCUGCAAGGAGCAUUGCCUCCAGGAAGACUGGGUGCAAAAAGGAGGGACAGGAGAGGCCACAGCAGCCUUCCUGCCUGACAUGUCUCGAGCGAAGGAAGCGGCCCACUUUGGAUGUUCAGUUCCUUUAUGCCUCUCCGAUCUUGCGACCGGGCGGCUCUGGCUCCGAGCGCCUUCCCGCUCUCAGCUGGCAGGAGGAAGCAGCCGCAGUGCAAGACGCCUUGGGCCUCGCAGAGGAUGCAGGUUCCUCCAUCGAAAACGACACGUCUCCGUCCUCGGCCUCGACAUCUUCUGUGAGCGCGGCACGAAUACGGGUGAACGUGGCCACGGUGGAAGUCCUGUCGCGUCUUGCUGCCGGACCCACGAGCUGCGCUCCUCCAGCCUUUGCAAGCAUGGCGAAACAAGCCUCGAAUCGAAUCGUCAAGAUCAAAGCGCUCUUGGGGUUCAUGUGUGUGCCGUACUUGGUAGCCGCCAUCGCAGUUGCAUGGCAGGCGUUAACGACUCCGGCACUCGGAGAGCUGGAAGAAGUUGACAUGCGAGGGAGAACAGUCCUCAUCACCGGAGCCACCUCCGGUUUGGGACUUUGGCAAGCAGAGGUGCUUGCUCGUUGGAACGCAUCCUUGAUAUUGCCAGUGCGCGACCUGAAAAAGGGUCAGGCGCUCUUGGAAAGGCUUACACAGGAGUUUCCGGCAGCGCCUUCGCCAGUCGUCAUGGAAAUGGAUCUCGCAUCCCUGCAGAGUGUGCGCGACUUUGCGGAGCAGUACACCGGACCGGUGGAUGUGCUGGUUCACAAUGCUGCCAUCCUGGGCACUGGUGAGCUCAUCCGAACAGAGGAUGGCUUCGAGGAGUGCCUGCAGGUCAACUACCUCUCGUCGUUUCUGCUCACACAUUUGCUGCUCCCACGGCUGGAGCAAAGUGCAGCCGGGCGGAUUGUGCACGUUUCCGCGAAGGCCCACGAGUGGGGCAACCUCAGCACUCAGGACCUGAGAUCACGCAGAGUUCUCGACUUGGAUUUCCCGAAGAGGCGGCUGCGUAUGAUGGGAAACCUGGGUGGAUCCUACGCGGACUCCAAGCUGGCCCAGGUUCUGUUCAACAAUGCAUUGGCAAGGCGUCUGCCUCCAAAUGUUGUGACGCACGCCUUGCAUCCAGCGAUUGUACCGACGGGGUUGCUCCGACAAGCAGCCUUCUCUGCGACUCAGCAGUUUCUGCACGACAACAUGAUGCAGCCUGUGAUGAGGAUGGUAGGCUUCACGCAGUCCAAGGAGGAUGCUCCAAAAACGCAAAUUCACGUAUCCACCCAUCCGGCCAUUCAGGAUGUGACCGGGCGCUACUACUCACCUCUGUCGCCUCCACUCAUUGACUGUGGACAGAAGGCAGAGUACUGCGGAAUGUCCAGCAUAUCAGAUGCAGCCGCCGAUCGGUUUCUACAGGAGGACCUCUUCGACGCCUCCUGUGAACUGCUGGACCUAAACGAUGGUCUUUGCGCGACAGUGCUGGAGAGCUGCGCUUCCUGGUGGCACAUCGCAGCUCACAGCGAGCCCGGGACGGGGCGACUCAUCCUGGAGGAUGAGGACGGGGCACCGCAAGUGGUUUCAAUGGCGGCGCAGCUUUUUACCUGCCAGACUCCACCGCUGGGCGUGUCAAUCUUGGCAUGUGCCGGGGAGCAGGCUGGGAGAGCGCUCCUUUCGGCGGGGGCCUCCUUCGCGGUGGUGUCAUCGGGGGAGUUGCGUGACACAACCGCUCGCAUUUUCGCCUCGCAUUUCUACCGCCGCCUGCAUUGCGCAUGUGCUAUGUCUGCAUCGGAGCCUUCUGGGAAUCUGAAGCUGGGUGACAGUUUUGCCUCCCAAGUGCGCUUGGCAUUUGGUGUCGCAAGAGAGGCUUUGCAGACUGCCACGAACCCUGCCGUCCGCGUUGAAGCAAGAAAGUUACUUUUGCUGGAGAGAGGCCUGGAAGAGGUUCCAAGCGUGCCAUCGCGCAGGAGCCUGGCUGACUGCUGGAUGCCGGUGGCAAUGAGCAGUGAAGUUCUUCCAGGUGCCAGCGCCGCCAUUGCAAAGGCUGACAUGGAGGAUGAAACGUCCACGGCCGCUGAAGACAAUGCCGGCGAGAUGAUUGCCGAGGAUAGCGCAUCCUCGUUAAGCACAUGUUCCAAAGAGACUUUUCCACAGGACUGCGAAGAUUUCGUCGGCCGUGGUGCAGACUUGCAGAGACUCUUGCAGAUUCUUGGCACUUCAGGAGGCCGACGUCUGGUCAUCUUGCAUGGGCCGAAUGGGGCCGGCAAGAGCGCGCUAGGUGCAGAACUCUGCAGUUUCGCCACAUCUCCUGGGAGAAAGUUCGCACCAGUCAAAGGCAACCGCAGGUUGGCGUUUGUGUCAUUGCAUGAUCCAGGGCGAGAGUCGGAUGCAGACACCACAGCAGCCUGCGCUCGCCUGUCCAUCUUUGCAGCGGCUGCAGGGCUGGGGAGCCCGAAGUCCUUCGAGGGACGGCUUGUACGGACAUGUCUGGUGGUUGAUGAUGCUGAUGAGCGUCUCGGCUGGCGAGACGAGUUCGUACCAGAACUGCUGGACAAGCAUCCACAACUGUGCAUACUCCUCCUCAGGCGAUCACCUUUGUACCGACUAGCCGGUGACGGAGGAGAGAGGUGGAAGCCGGUGAACAUCACACUUGGCCCGCUGCCGGAGAUGGAGGCAGCCCAACUUUUCCUUCAGAGGCUGCAUCGGCCGAUCUUCCCUUCAGACCUUUCUCGGGACUCAGAGAAGGCUGGAGCGCCGCUGAGGCCCACCGAAGACUUGUUGCGUCGAAUGACGGAACUCCCGGCAUUGGCAGCCUGCAAAGGCUUUCCACGGAAAGUCGUGCGGUUGGCUGCCGAGGCCAGGAAGUGCAUUAAAGGUGGCACGACCGUGCAGCACUCCGUGCUACCGCUCUUCCAAUCCCUUGCGCGUUGGCUGCAGUCCAACCUCGCCGCUGAGCCAGCACAAUCACGGUGGGCAUCCACGGCAGCUCGUGGUGGCCACCAUCGCAUCCGCGUUAGGCCACCGCUUGGCAAGACAGGGGGCGCCAAAACGUCGGAUGGCAACAUGCCGCCUGGAAUUGAUGGGCAUGCUGCGACGGUUCUGCGGAAGGUCAAAGGUGCUGGUGUAGUGUCCGGGUUUAACAUCCCCAACAAGAAACCCGGGGAGCCUCUGCUGGAAUGGGCUGGCACGCUCCUCCAGGAGUUUCCCGCUGUGGAGGUGACCGUGCAUUACAGUUUGAAGCACCAACGCAGGGAGAACCCGGUGGAGGCUUUCCGGACUUGGUGCCGCGACGCUGCCGCCGUGGGAGUUAGCAGAGUGCUGUUGGUAACGGGUCCCCGUGGUCCUCGGCAAGACACAGUAAAGGUGCUGAAGCAGUUUGGACGGCCAAUUGAAGGCAUCCGUUUGGGCGUCGCCUUUAAUGCGUGCCUGCCGACAGAUGCAGAGAGGGAGCUGGAACGACAGCGCUUGAUUCAGAAACUGCGUACUGGAUUAGUGAGUGACGUAUGGCUGAACACUGGUGUGGACGAAGAUUUGCUGCGAAAUGGCGUGGCGUUUGUGCAGAGCACUUGCGACAAGCUCGAUGUGAAGCCUGAAAUAUUUGGAUCGGCGAUGCUCCCCAGCGAGGGGCAGCUGCAACAGAUGCGAGAGCGGCCGUGGAACGGUGUCCAGUUUAGUGAGGAGUUCCUCAGUUCCCUCGAAGGGAUGGGCACAGCGACGAGCAGAGCCCUGGCCGUCUUCCGGGAGAUGGGAGUCGAGCCCAUCCUCGAAAGCAAGGUUAAGAGCGACGCAGACAUCUCAAAGCUGAGUGCUCUCCUCAAGGAUGAUUUGGAAGAGCUCGCCGAGCUCUUGGAAGCCGAGGGAGGUGCCGCAAAAGGCCCUUCUGCUAGCCCGUUUGGAUCGAACAAAGCUGCCAAAGCUUUCGACACGAAAAAACCAGGUGCCGAGGAGGUGUUUCGACCUCCGAGGCGGCGCUGGGGGAAGGACCAAAGACAGAACGCGUAG
Molecule: messenger RNA, 4254 nt
Organism: Symbiodinium sp. CCMP2592
Lineage: Eukaryota; Dinophyceae; Suessiales; Symbiodiniaceae
Source: the annotation of a GenBank genome assembly